AUGAGUCCCGUAUUGAACGUUGGCAUUGUCGGCACAGGAAUUUUCGCCAGGGAAACACACCUUCCUGCUUAUGAGCAUCUGCCACAAGAUUUCAAAGUCGUAGCUGCCUUCAACAGAACCAAAAGUAAGGCUGAGAAGUUUGCCGAGCAUGCUGGCAUUGCUGAAGACAAAGUCUACGACAGCCUGGACGAGAUGUUGGCGGACAAAACUAUCUCGUUCAUCGACGCUUUGCUGCCAGCGCAAUUCAAUGCCGAUACUGUCGAGAAAUGUAUAGCUGCCGGAAAACCGAUCAUUUUGGAAAAGCCAAUUGCUGCCACUAUCGACCAAGCAAGAAAAGUUGUGAAAUUGGCAGAGUCGACACCUAUACCAGUCGCCAUUGCCGAAAACUGGCUGUUUUUGAAUGCUGCAAAAGUUUUGAAAGAGCAAUUGGCAGAAAUUGGCCCCAUCACUGCUUUUACCUACAAUUCCACCGGUCCUUUUGUGAAAGAGAACAAAUACUUGGCUACAAGCUGGAGACAGAAGCCUGAACACAUCGGUGGGUUCUUGUCUGAUGGUGGGGUACACCAGCUGGCGCUCUUGACGGAGGUGCUCGGCGAAGUGAGCUCUUUGAGCGCAUUCACCAAACAAGUACGUAAGCAAUCUGGCACAGACGACGUUGUUUUUUCUACCAUGAAGAUGAAGACUUCUGAUGUGAUAGGUACCUUCACAUAUGGCUCAGCUUUUGGUCUUUGCGAAAAAUCGGUUUACUUUAAAAUCUACGGCUUAAACGGAGCGGUAACAUUGAACCUCUCGGACAAGAAAAAACCAUAUAUGACAAAAACUGUUGGCGAAUCUGCGGAAACGAAAUCUGAGGUACAGACCAUACCAUAUGAAGAAGAACCUUCGUUUGGCGUUCAUCAAGAGUUUUUAAACUUUCACGAGGCCGUCGCGAAAAAGGAAAAGGGACUUAUUAAAAGCUCCCCAAGGGUUGCAUUCCACCACUUGGCUUGUGUCGCUGCAUUUUUAGAAUCUUCUUCCAAAAACGGUGAUAACGUUGUGGUGGUACAACCCUGA
This is a messenger RNA of Lachancea nothofagi CBS 11611, 1053 nucleotides long. NCBI's taxonomy places the organism in Eukaryota, Fungi, Ascomycota, Saccharomycetes, Saccharomycetales, Saccharomycetaceae. The record is from the annotation of a GenBank genome assembly.